CAUGGAGGCUCAGUCUCGGAGCAGCCAUUGAAGGGGAAGGAACUGCGGGAGUGUGUGUGGUGUGUGUGUGUGUGCGUGCGUGCGUGUGUGCGCGCGCGCGGGUGUGUGGACAAGGAGGUGGGGGCAGCCGAGUUAAGAGUCCUAACUCCUUGGACUCCAUUUGCUAUUCUUUUCUUUCUCCUCUACAUCUAUUUGGUGGUUGUGGGCAUUUGUAUUUUGCUUUUCUUUUCAUUCAUUUCCAGAUCUUAAAAAUAAUUUUUUUAGGGUUGGGGGUAGUGGAAAAGGGGGUGAAGGAGGAGAGUAGCAGCAGAAAAGCAGGAGGACAUGGAGAUGAAGAAGAGGAUUAGUCUGGAGUUACGGAACAGAGCCCCGGAGGAGGUAACAGAGUUAGUCCUUGAUAAUUGCCUGUGUGUCAAUGGGGAAAUUGAAGGCCUGAAUGACACUUUUAAAGAACUAGAGUUUCUGAGUAUGGCUAAUGUGAAAUUAAGUUCACUGGCCCGGCUCCCUAGCUUGAAUAAACUUCGAAAGUUGGAACUUGGUGACAAUAUAAUUUCUGGAGGUUUGGAAGUCCUGGCAGAGAAAUGUCCAAAUCUUACCUACCUCAAUCUGAGCGGAAACAAAAUCAAAGACCUCAGUACUGUGGAAGCUCUGAUGAAGAUGAAGAUGAAGAUGAAACUGGUCUACUUGAAGGAUAUGAGGAGGAGGAGGAGGAGGAAGAAGAAGAGGAAGAUGAAGAUGAAGCAGAUUCAGAAUUGGGAGAAGGAGAAGAGGAAGUGGGCCUUUCAUACUUAA
This is a messenger RNA of Dipodomys ordii (Ord's kangaroo rat), 792 nucleotides long. RefSeq names its product acidic (leucine-rich) nuclear phosphoprotein 32 family, member E (gene Anp32e). The transcript has 4 exons. Gene Ontology annotation, cellular component: nucleus. Bases 325 to 792 code for a protein of 155 amino acids. Gene Ontology annotation, biological process: regulation of apoptotic process. Lineage: Eukaryota; Metazoa; Chordata; Mammalia; Rodentia; Heteromyidae. Gene Ontology annotation, molecular function: histone binding; phosphatase inhibitor activity. The record is from RefSeq and is a predicted model, not a curated record.